AUGUCAGACUCGCACCUGCCUGCGCAGUUCUCUCUCCGCAGCAGCGGUAACAGCAAAGACCAGAGGAUUCAAAGAAGGAGGAGCGUCGUGAGAAACCGAGGCGAUUUCCGCUCAAGACUGUCGGGAGGCUCCUUCUUGCUCUCGCGCGACACUCGUUGCUGCAGUGGUGACGACGGCGGGUGGAUGAUGAUCUGUGGCGGAAGAAGUGAGUGGGAGGAGAUAGCCAGUGUUGCUGCAACGUUCAAGUCUUUCAGAGCUAUCGGUGGUAUACAUCAUGAUACUGAGCUCAUAGGGACCGGCUGGGUUCUAUUGCCGUACUAUCCAUGCUCGGACACCAUACCCGAACUCGCCCAUGACAAAACCGAUGAGACCUUUCGUGGCUUAGCGGGCGAGACUGUGAUAGAGAUCAAGAGAAAUCGCAAAUACAUCGAAUACGCUCUCUAUGGGAUAUUUCUAUCCGAAUGUUGCCUGAAAAUCAGGUUCAAAGCCCAUACUGGUGACCCCGUAUACGGUGAUGAUGGGGGUUAUAUCGGCUUUCCCGAGUGUGGUAUCAAGUGUACUCAGGUGCCGGUGAGCGUCCUGGUCUUGACGCUUUGUAGUGUGUGA
Messenger RNA from Neurospora tetrasperma FGSC 2508, 606 nucleotides. RefSeq lists its product as uncharacterized. The transcript is spliced from 4 exons. The record is from RefSeq and is a predicted model, not a curated record. Lineage: Eukaryota; Fungi; Ascomycota; Sordariomycetes; Sordariales; Sordariaceae. Bases 1 to 606 code for a protein of 201 amino acids.